AUGAUUUAUUCACAGGGCUUCAAUUUCAAUUCCUACGUCGAGAAAGGCGUCGACCCUCGCACCGGCCAGUACAACUGCACCAUUUCUCUCUAUGAAGUGCCGGCUGGGGUUCGUAACUGCCCCCCAUUGAACCUUUUCCUCCACUAUAAUCCCCUGGGAGGUGAGGAUGUCGGCCUCGGACGGGGCUGGUCUUUUGGCGGUCUCUCAUCCUACGACCAGCCGUCCAGGACCCUUGUUCUGUCCACCGGUGAGAAUUAUCAAGUCCGGGAAAGCAUCAGCUCCGUCACGGUGACGGACCAGAAGCUCAAGAGUUUCAUAUUCCAGAAGAUGACCGCCACAACCUACUGCGUUACCCUCAAGUCAGGCCAAGUGGAAUUACUCUCCAACUUCAACAAUCGGGCCUCUGACCUGGUCGAGAUCGUCUACAAUGACAGCGCGCAGACAGCCACUGUCACAAAAGCGCCGGGGACCGCCGAGGCCGCAACCUUUGCGCUGGUGAAGCGCAAUGGCCAACUGGCGGAGCUGCGCCUGCCGCUGGAGGGCUCGCCGGCCUGGAAGUUCACGUAUGGGACGGCUGGCCUGACCAAUAUCACCAGCCCGACAGGGGCAAUGGAAAGCAUUUCCUACAGGGUCGCGGGCUUCCGGCUACCCAGCGGUGCGCCGGUCAGUACCAUCCCUUACGUGAUCUCGCAUACGGCGCGACCCUUCCAUGGCCAGCCGGCUAUCCAGACGACCUACAGUUACUCGGACCACAAUUUCCUCGGCUACGGCGGAGGCAGGAACUGGACCAGCGAUGGUGAUAACCUCUACCUCACCCCGGCCGACUAUGAAUAUUCCUCCACUGUGCAGGUGGUGGGCGGAACUACCACUAGGCAUAUUUACAAUAAAUUCCACCUGCAGCUUAGUACGCAGCAGCAGAAGGGCGUCAAUCAGCUCACACAGGCCACCACGUACUAUGCUCGCAGCAAUACCCCCUUUGAGGACCAGCCGGCCCAAUAUCAGUUGCCUCAGACUCAAGAUACCAUCUAUCGGGACACUUCCACCGGAGCAUCGCGUGUCGAGACAACCCGGUUCACGUUUGACGACUGGGGGAACGAGACCAGCGAAACACCCCCGAGUGGUGUCACGACCAGCCGCGAAUACUAUGCUGCUGCCGGCGAGGUGGCCUCUGGCCAGGUCCUCUGCCCGGCUGAUCCGCACGGAUUCCAGCGCUAUGUCAAGCUGGAGACCGUUAUACCUGCUGCCAGUGUCUAUUCGACGCCCACCCGCGCCCAGAGCUACACAUACAUUGAGCUCCCUACGGCAGCCGCAGGCCGAACCGGCUAUUUCGUGGCUAGUGGCAAGCGGCUAACCCGGGAGGGAAGCCAAACCCUUGCUACCACGGAAUACACCUACGUGAACCAGCCGGAGUCCGCGGAUCAUGGCCGACGACAGCAGCAGGACUCGCGCUUGUUCAACCAGCAUCCCACAAUAAAUAAAUUUAGGUACCAUCGUGCAAGCUCGACGGAAUUGACCGAGACCAUUACAACAACCAGCUUUGACGGCCAGACCACGCAGGAGGAAACCACCACCUCCCUCAUGUCCGGAUUGACAAUCGCAACCAAGAACCGCGCCGGCACCGAGACCACCCAUCAGCACGAUGCGAUAGGUCGGGUAACCGAGACCGUCACUGCCCUUGGCACGGCCUUCGAGGCCAGAAAGCAGCACGAAUAUGCCGUCCUAGAGAACGCCGUCGGGUGGCAAGUCACGGUGACCGACAGCAAGGGGGUGCGGACGCGAUACUUCACGGAUGGCAUGGAUCGUGUAGUUCGGGUGGAAUCCCAGGACGACGAUGGCAGCUGGGACCAAUAUCAGACGUACAAUGGUACAUUCCGCGUUGUCCAGGAGCGCCAGUAUAACGCCCUCGAUCAAUGCACCGAAGAGGUAGACAUCGACUGGCUCCGCGCCAGCGGAGCGCCCACAGAGCUACGUACAACUCGCUCCCUCGAGUACGAUGACUGGGGCGAGGUCUAUAAAGUCACGAAGAGCGGCGGAGCGGUGCAACUAUCCGUGACAGACCCUAUUGCCUUAACCCAGACCGUUGGGAUUGAGGGCGAGGGCCAGACCCGGGUCCAACACAACAUGUUUCACAACCCGAUAUCUGAGGCUUUGGUGCGGCGCAAUGGGGCCGUCGAGGGUACCAUAGCAUAUUCUUAUGAUGGACUGGGACGCCGCUGCCAGAUGACGGAUGGCUUGGGCCGUACCACGCAGUAUAGCUACGAUAGCUUCGAUCGCGUGGUCAAGACAACAUGGCCCGAUGGCCACGCUAUCAUUACCCAGUACGCUGCCGAGAGCACCACGGCCUUGCCUGUGGCUAUCAAUCUUCAGGGCUCCUCUGGCUUCAGUCACCAAUCGUUUGAUGGAUUGGAGAGGCCGCUGCACACUACUGUCGGCGGCCGCACCACUAGCAACACAUAUCAAGGCGUUGCCCCCGUCCCUGCUCAGAUCACCACUCCAAAAGGAGAGCGCUCCAACCGCACGUAUGAGCCGGCAUUGGACUAUGCAUUGACAGGAAGGGUCACCAGAGAUGGUACCGACUCGUAUCAACACGACAAGCAAACCGGCGAUCUCUUGCGCCUGGAGGGUUCGCUCGCCGCGGCUAGCCUCAAUUAUUACCCAUCCACUCUGCUGUCUAAGGAGACUGUUCAGACCGCUGAUGGGGCUCGCGCCUUGGAGUACGUGUACUCACAGGCAGGCAAGCUACAAGAGUACACCGAUGUCCACGAGAAACAGCACGCGAUCCAGUACGAUGAGUAUGGCCGGCUGCAGGAGAUCAGCGUCGGAACGCUCACAGUUAGGCUCAGUUAUGAUCAGGCAGACCGCGUUAUCAUGACCGUGGCCGAGGAUAGCGAAAAGGGUGUGGCCCUGACGACCAAUAUUGGGUACGACGAGUUCGGCCGCGAAAUUCAGCGAAAGGUCUGGAAGGGGGCGACGCUCUUGUUCCAGUCCACCCAGUCCUAUGGGGCAACGGGGCUGGUCGACGCACGCGAUCGAAGCGAUGGCACCGGCACUCUGGUGCGACAGGAAACCUUUGAGUAUGACAAUUUAAGCCGGUUAGUGGACUACCAGUGCCAGGGCACACAGCCCCCGGUGGACGAGCAAGGCCGCGCUCUUCGCCGUCAGCGAUUCACGCUGAACGACUAUGAUGGAUUCACCCAGAUCCAGACCACCUUUGUGGAUGGCAGUGAGGAGACCCAAGCCUACACGUACAGUGCUCAAGAUCCGACACAGCUUAUCAGCAUCUCUAACACACACUCCCAUGAAGUGGCGGUUGUCAAUCUCGAGUAUGACGAGAACGGGUGUAUAACGCGCGACGAGAACGGGCGGACGCUGGUCUACAAUGCGUCAAAUUUGCUGUCCGCAGUUUAUGAUAGCCAGAACCAACUCCUCUGCGAGUAUGGGUACGAUGCAACAGACCGGCUUGUCCGUCAAUCAAUCCCUAAUGAACCGGACACCCAAUUUUCUUACCGCGGGGACUCGUUGAUCGCCGUAACCAAGGGGGACCACCAGACGAGCUUGGUUUCAAACGGGGGGAUAUACUGGGGGGAAGUCCAGCAGCAGGGGACUGAGGUGUUCACCCAACUGUGGGCGCCCGAUGCCAGCCACUCGGUUGGCACCUGGCUGGAUACGCGGGAUAUAGAACAGGUUCACGACCAAGCGUACACGCCCUAUGGGUUCAGCGUCGACGGAGCGACUAUCGGCUUGAACGGACAAUGGCGAGACCCGAUCACCGGGUGGUACCACCUGGGAAACGGCUAUCGUGUGUACAAUCCGAGUCUGAAGAUCUUCCUGCAGCCGGACGCCUGGACCCCCUUUACCUCGGGCGAACUCAAUCCGUACGCCUACUGCUUGGCGGACCCGGUCAAUCGCACCGAUCCGAGCGGCCACUGGAGUCGCCUCCGAGGAUUCUUUCAGUUCCUGGCUAGCAUAACCGUUGCCAUUGGAAUUGCCGUCUUCACCGGAGGGGUUGGAUUUGUUGCUGGCGUAGCGAUUGGGGUCGCUGUGAAUGUAGGCGUCGGGGCCGCCUACGAUCUGGCGACAGGGACAACUCCCACGCUGAAAAGCAUAGCCUCCGAUGCUUUCUCCGGAGCAGUUGGUGGAGUCGCUGGCGGCAUUGUCGGGAAGGCCGUUAACCCAUUGCCUUCGGCGCUGGCAAGCGCAACGGCGAAGAUUAAGCAGGCAAUCGCUUUGGAGGUCGCCACAACCGCCAUUACCGCGCCCGGGACUAUUGUCUAUGGAGCCUUGGGGAAUCUCGUUACAUCUCAUGUGAAGAACAACAAGAAGGGCUCCCAGACGCAAGAACCCCUCGCCACGACCGCCGGCUAUCUGGCGGGGUUGCCCAUAGAGAACCUUCGACGACAGCAGGCAAGCGCUUCUCCGAGCCAACAGAUUAUCUCGCAAGCUGCCGGCCAGUCGUCAAGUCAUGAUGGGUCGUCUUCCGAUACCGUCUCAGCCCGGAUCUCCUCCCGAGAGACGGUCACUGCCGAGGAUUUCAGGUCGAACUCCCUCGUGGGAUCCACCUUUGUUGGCUCACAGUUCACGCUUCAGCUAAGCCCAAACCACCGGGUAUUCUUUACCAUCGACGCGCAGGCAGCGCAUGUACCAGCCUGGGAUGUCAGCGGGACUUCGUUGAGUGCGGCUACACACUAGCUUGGCGGGAUGAGUUUACUCGGUUAGUUAGGCUUCUGGCUGGCAGUUUGCGGAGUGUGAAGAUCAACGGUCCCGAUUUGGUGAAUCGCUUGCACAUACUUUUCUCGGUGCGGGAUCCAGAAGUCCGGUGAUCUUCGCAGUAUGUGAUCUUGCGGGAUGUCAACCUCCUGCGUCGUGAGGAUAAAAAAAGCACAUUUUCAUGUACCCCUAAUCGCGAAGUCCUAG
Aspergillus campestris IBT 28561 is the source of this 4914-nucleotide messenger RNA. RefSeq lists its product as uncharacterized. The record is from RefSeq and is a predicted model, not a curated record. Lineage: Eukaryota; Fungi; Ascomycota; Eurotiomycetes; Eurotiales; Aspergillaceae. The transcript has 2 exons. The coding region runs from base 1 to 4689 and encodes 1562 amino acids.